This is a messenger RNA of Lytechinus pictus (painted urchin), 3540 nucleotides long. RefSeq lists its product as uncharacterized. The coding region runs from base 1 to 2295 and encodes 764 amino acids. Gene Ontology annotation, cellular component: nucleus; cytoplasm. Lineage: Eukaryota; Metazoa; Echinodermata; Echinoidea; Temnopleuroida; Toxopneustidae. The transcript has 5 exons. Gene Ontology annotation, molecular function: S-adenosylmethionine-dependent methyltransferase activity; tRNA (5-carboxymethyluridine(34)-5-O)-methyltransferase activity; tRNA binding. Gene Ontology annotation, biological process: tRNA methylation; tRNA wobble uridine modification. The record is from RefSeq and is a predicted model, not a curated record.
AUGGUUGUCGAAUGGUUUCCUGAUGAGAGGAGAAAGAUCUAUGUAUUGAAGGACAUUGCACCCAGGCAUACAGCUGGAGCACAUAAUAACUGCAUAUAUAACCUGAAGAGGGAUGUGGAUGCCGGAUGUGGCAAUGGCAAGUAUCUAGGGAUUAACAACCAAACCUUCAAGAUUGGUUCAGAUUGUUGCAUUAAUCUGGUCGACAUCUCAGCUAAGAGAGGCCAUGAGGUUAUGGUGUGUGAUAAUCUUCGUCUCCCGUAUCGUAGCAACUGCUUUGAUGCCGUCAUCUCCAUCGCUGUCGUCCACCAUUUUGCCACGGUUGAGAGGCGCAUCCAGGCCAUUCAGGAGCUAGCAAGAAUAUGUCGACCAGGAGGGCUGGUCAUGAUAUAUGUUUGGGCUCUGGAGCAAAAGCAGAGACAGUUUGAUGCCCAAGAUGUUUUAGUGCCUUGGCACCUCCAGCCCAAGAACACACGGACCAGGAGAAACAAAGGUAAACAGAACAGGGAGAUACAUAAACAUAACAGUAGCAGUUCAGCCAGUGAAGAUGAUGAUGAUAAGCAGAAGUUAGGCAAGAAACCAAACAAAGCAUUCAACGGGAAAUUGGAGAGCAAACUAUCCAAGAUGAAACUCCAUCCAGCCAUUCCAUCAGUCCAGAAUGGUGGUUUAAGAUCUAGGAAGGCUAAAACACUCCAGAGACAUACUACUGAAAGAGACUGGUUUCGGGAGAAGUUCUCAAGUCGUAGGGACCAACUGAAAUCAGAUGAAACCAGGGUACUGCGGAAGUGCUACAGCUGUGAGGAGAGUGUGGUCCUGAGUGCUAAACCAAGGACUGCUAAGACUAGGUGCCAGUCAGAUAGCGGGGUGAGUAGACGAUUGAUCAGCAGAAGCAGCAGUGUGGAAGAAGGAGAGCGAGGAGGGACUAUGUGGGAUGGUUUCCUACAGGUUUAUCCAGCUUCUUUCUCUCCUACAUCCCCAUUCAAGAGUGAAGAUGACAUUACACAAGGUGAUGUCAAUAGUGUCUUUGGAGAUGAUGAUGAUGACAUUGAUGAGGACACCAAGAACCAAUGGUGUAUCAUCAAUAAAGAUGGUUCGAUGAGUACUGCAACCGGUCGAUCCUUAAAGAAAAGACAGUCCCGGUCUCACCUUUUACUAAAUGGCUCAAACAGCUGUGACAGUAUUCUACCUAAAAGCUCAAAAUCACUCAGAAGUGUUAAAAAGCGAACUUCACCACUGUUAAGCUCUCAAUCGUUGGAUGAAAGAGAUUUUGAAAGAAGCAAUUCACCCAGAACUUCCUUAGAAAAAUUUGGUGCUAAUAGGAGAAAUUUGUCUUCUUUUUCACACAACUCAGAAGGUGCAAUAGAUGUUAAAAACCUCAGAGGAAAUGACUUGAAAGCUUCUACGUGGAGCAGUGAUACCUCAGGGUUUGUAAGUAAUGGUAGCGUCAAUGGAGAAUGCUCAGAGGCCACAAAGAAGUUGCUCAAUUGGCGAAAGCAACAGUUGAAACUGAAUCUGCGUCCUGAUGAGCCCAAAGAGAGGAGCUACAGCUCAUGGAAUGGGGUCAUCACAAAAUCUUUAGAACUCCUGUAUAAAUCAGAAGGAAAGACUAAGAAAAAGUCUGUGGUUGGAUUGAACUUGGCAACAGCAAAGAGAGAGAUCUUCAAGCCUUUCAAAGGAAGGAGUCGUCUUUCACAGUCUGGAUCUGAACGAGAUCUUGAAUCAUCUUUUGAUUCAGUAUCCUCUUCGGAUGAAAGUCUAACAACCUACCCAAUCAAUCCUACUAAACAAUCUCAACUGAACAAAGAUCAGUCACCUGCAUCUGACUUGAGAACUCGAUCCCAUUCUCUUUCUAUGCUUGAGAAACUGAUGCCCAAAGAUUUUAGAUUCCCUGAAAGCCCUUUGGCAUUAUCAAGGAAACCUUCCUCCGAUAGUCUUUCCUACAACCAGGAUCGGCCAGGAGAUGAUCCUGGAUGGCAUUCCAAGAAUGGUGUCACCCCCAGAAGUGUUCUUGGUAGUCGUCAACCAGCCAGUAACCCAAACCUAAGGUCAAUUUACCAGCAAGAUACAAGCAAUAGUGAUGUAUCAUUUGGCCAGGACAAGAAGAAAGAAGAUAAGACUGACCUCAAGAACCCUCCGGAUGAUGCUUCCCUUUACCUUCGAUACUACCAUGUAUUCAAAGAGGGUGAAUUAACUGACUUGAUUGAAAGAAACAUUGAGAAUCUUCAUAUUGUGAAGAGCUACUACGACCAUGCCAAUUGGUGUGUAGUUGCUGAGAAGGUGGAGGUUUGGAGGAUAUGACGGGACAACUGUGCAACAGAUUUUAUAAUAUUUUAUACAGAGAUAUAUAGCCUGAUAAAUGGUAUUUCAAAUCAAAAGUGAUAUUAAAUUAUUUUUGUGUCAUAGAAUAAGUGCCCUUGUGUAUUCAUAUUGUCCACUGAAUCAAAACAAAAUCAUUAUUUUUGUAAAGUAAUUAACAGAAAACAUUAAGAUGUGUCUGCUGCCCUCUAUUUUUAGUAUUGUAUUGAAUUGUGUUAUAGGAGAUGACUAGAGAUAUUCCUACCUCGUUUUUAUUAUUUUAUCAUAUUAAGAUUUGAAGUCAAUGUACUUUUAGAAACCAUUAUAUUCCAUUAAUUUUAAAAGUAAUAGUUGUGGGCCUUUUCUGGAUAUAAAGGUUAUUAUUUUUAAUGCUCGAGGUAGAUGCUGAUUCAAAGUUAGAAUGUAGAAAGUAUUCUUCAUUUAUGGAUUCUAUUCUUAUGUACGUGUUCUAUACUUUGCUAAAGAACAGUAAGUUUAGCAUAAGGACCCACAUUCAUAGAUUCUCUGUGUUUUGCAUGCAUGUUCUACAUGACUAUAGAAUGAUGAUACAUUGAGAAUAAUGAAUGAACCAUAUUUGCAUGUGCCCUUACAAAAUGCAAUUCCUUCUUUUUGUAUAAUAAAACUAUGCAUGAAUAAUGCAAAGCAUUCCUGUUUGAAUGCAUUGACUUAAAGAAAAUACAUGUGUGAUUUUAAUUUGAUACUCAUUCCUCAGUAAUGCAGUAUAUUUACUUGUAUUAAGUCGAGAGAGUCCAUUCAAGAUGUAGUAACCAUAUGCAAUCAUUGGCCAGUGUUGAGAUCCAGUUCACCAAAAUUCAAGAAGAUAAAUGCAGAGCCCGACCUUUCCAUCCCUAACAUCAUGCAAAUUUCUGAUUUUAUUCAAUAUCAUAUAUAUGCAAAAUGUAAAGUGUAAUUUUGGAAGUCAAGUCUAAACUUCUUGUGGAUAAAAUGAAAUUUCCAAGAAAAAUAAAUAGAGGAUUCAUCACCUCAGUCAAUUCAAUCAAUUUGUUUUAUACAAUAAUGUAAAUACCCUUAGUUUAGAUGAUCAGGGUGCCCCUUAAUGCAGAAGCUUCAUGAGAUGGUAUACAUACCCAGACAGAAUAUUUGAAAUAUAUAAAUAGAUGAAUGAAUGAAUAUAUGACUCAAUGAAUUAAUAAAUGAUAAAAUAAAUAAAUGAAUGAAUAGAUGAAUAAAUAAAUAAAUAAGUAUAUAAAUGAAUAAAUAGAUUAG